Molecule: messenger RNA, 927 nt
Organism: Candidula unifasciata
Lineage: Eukaryota; Metazoa; Mollusca; Gastropoda; Stylommatophora; Geomitridae
Source: the annotation of a GenBank genome assembly
AUGGAUGACUAUAGCGCCCAUGUGAACCCGCAUGUCAAAAGGGUUAUCCAGAGUUUCCAAAACGCAGCCGUUCGUAGUUUGAGCGGGCCUAACGGGUUGCCGCUUCGGACUGGGGGUGUCCUUGGCCACCUACCCAAGAUAACUGUUAUGGAAGUGGAGGAAUAUCAUAAAGCUUUAGUUGCCUCCAAGAAACUAGCUGAAGAAAAGAAUGUUGAAUAUGAAAAUCCCUUCCUCGCACCUCCACCGUUUCCCAUUCAGCAAAUGCCCGUAUUUACGCCCGUGGAUACUACGAGAAGCGAACGUUCAGACACGAUUUUGGAAGGAGAAACAAUCGCUUGUUUUACAGUUGGAGGCGAGAAGCGUUUAUGCUUGCCUCAGAUUCUCAAUACAGUUUUGCAGGAUUUCAGUUUGCAACAAAUCAACGCCGUUUGUGAUGAGCUAAACAUCUUCUGCUCGCGCUGCAACCAGACCCAGUUGGAAACACUAAAACUUCUCAAUAUCCUGCCAUCUCCGGCGCCAAGUUGCGGACUCAUCACCAAAACAGACGCUGAACGGCUUUGCAAUGCUUUGCUUCAUGUCAAUCCAGAGAAAAGCAUGGAACCCCCUUCUCGUAGUAGUUUUAAGGUGUACCAUGAGUGCUUUGGGAAAGGCAAAGGGCUGUUGAAUCCAGAAGCAUACGUGUCUCCAGACUCCAAAUGUAUUCGCUGUGUUGACUGUUAUGGAAUGUUUAGCCCUCCCAAGUUUGUCUGCCAUUCUCAUAAGUCCAUUGAAAACCGCACUUGCCAUUGGGGAUUUGAUUCGGCAAAUUGGAGAUCCUACCUGCUGUUAGCAAUAGAUCAAAACUUGAAUGACAAUGGGAAACUGCAGGAUGCUAUUGAUGAGGUCAAGUCUAGGUUUGACCAGUCACACAAGCAGAAGAGAAGAUAU